GCCACAUGCAACAUCAUGCACGACCCGGAGAGCAUGAUAGAGAAGAUCUGCCAGUUCCUGGGGAAGGCGCUGGAGCCAGGAGAGCUGGACUUGGUCCUGGAGAACAGUUCCUUCCAGGCAAUGAAGGAGAACAAGAUGUCCAAUCUCAGCCAUGUGCCCAAGGAGCUUAUUCCCACCAGUAUAAAACUCAUCCGGAAAGGCAUCAUAGGAGACUGGAAGAACCACUUCACCCCAGCUCAGGCCCAAGCCUUCGAGGAAACAUUCCGGGAGAAGAUGGCGGGACUUCCUCCGGAGCUGUUCCCUUGGGACUACGUCCAGACUUAUUUCUAUGUUUGUAGAGACAAACUCUUGUAGCCCCCCCCUCACCUGAUAGAGGUGAUAGGAUGGGGGUGGGGUCAUAGCAUAAAUCUGUCACUCAAAUCUGGAGGUCUAAAGUUUCAUAUUGAAGCCUUAAUCCAAUUACCACGGUGCCCAUUAACUCUAUUCCAUCCAGGGCAUACGAGGCUUUUUUCUUUAAAAAAAAUAAUAACCUUAUUGGUAUAAUACAGGUGAUGUACAGAGGGCUUGCAAUGUCAUGAAUGAGGUAAUGAGCAUACUUCCCAUCUGGUGUCUUCCCUGCCCUUGCUUUCUCCAUCCAUCCUCCACCCAUGAGUUGCAUAGUUCACUUCAUCCAUGUCCACUGAGCCCCACGGCUGCACUUGUUCACCCUUUUACCCUUGAGUUCUGGGGUCUCCCCCCACCUUCUCAUAGAUAUACACAUGAAUAUACCAGACAUAGGUAAAGAAAACAGACUCAUC
Molecule: messenger RNA, 797 nt
Organism: Dipodomys spectabilis (banner-tailed kangaroo rat)
Lineage: Eukaryota; Metazoa; Chordata; Mammalia; Rodentia; Heteromyidae
Product: sulfotransferase 2A1-like
Exons: 3
Coding region: 16-354 (112 amino acids)
Biological process (GO): sulfation
Cellular component (GO): cytoplasm
Molecular function (GO): sulfotransferase activity
Source: RefSeq, a predicted model, not a curated record